GAGGCGAUGCAGGCAGUAAGCGCGAGUGCAUAAGCAGUCCGGCCUCGGCCUCUCAUCGGUCCAACUGCAGUGUGAAGUCUGUGUCUGUUUUGACGAGUUGGGAAUGUGGGCAGAUGGUUUUCCUCCCAAUGAUUGGAAUUGAGCAAUGAGGGAGGUGGGGGCGAGCGAGGAGGACCAGAGGCCCUCGACGACGAUGAGCUUUUGGAGUGUUCACAACCUUGUUCAUCCAGGUCCUGGUUUGCGUGGGUGGUCGUUGAGGAGCUGGGAUUGAGAGAAGUAGAGGAUCAGACGGGACGGGAGACGAUUUUGGCUGAGGGUGGGUCGAUCGGUAUAAGAGGCUUGGUUGUUGGGAAUCUGAUCUCCAAUGCAGGACCAAGUCGAGAAGCUUCCGGGUUCCAAUGCCUUGGCCAGUUUUUGUGAGAAGGAUGAAUCGGCGAAAGAGUUCACCAAGGAGCUCAGGAGCAUUUUGGAGGUGACUGCUGCGACAGGGCGGUACUGGCAUGACUGGCAGCAACUGAGAAUGUUGCUUUGUUUUCGUCUCACUCAAGUGUUGCAAGAAUUUCACAAACAACAGUAUCCUGAAGAUGGAACUGCUUUGAUUGGACCUCCUGCCCCAGGGAGUGAGUCGUUUCCACAAAUGAUGGAGAGACUCGUGCAAAAUCUUGAUGCUUUCACAGACGGUGCGCCUUUCACCAAUCAACGGCUUUGUGAGAUUCUGCUAUGCCCUAAAGAUACUUACAACAACCUGGACAAGUUGGCCCUAGCUUUGGAAAAACUGCUGAUGGUGCAGUCCACUUAUGCAUCUAGCACUGAUCCAUAUCCAUUGCAGCCUCUUCCUGGGUCUGUACCUACUGAAAUGCCAGUGGAAGCCCACAAAGUUGUAAAAUUGGACGGUGUUUCUAUGAAUGGAGCCCAAGAUAGUAUCGUGAGCUUCAAAGAAAUGCCUGUAAUUGAUGAGGAGAUGGUCGAUGUAGAGCGUGUUCUUGAUGCACAGGCAGCAGUAAUAGAUAUGGUUGCCAACAACAAUUCGGAUAUGCUGCAUGAGCCUUCUGUCACCGAGAUUCCUCAAGUCCCUUCCACGAAUUCUUUAAUUUUGCAUGAUCCGGCGGUUGUUGACUUGCCUCAGGUUCCCGGAACUAGUUCAGAAAUGGUUCAUGAUUCUACUGCUGCUGAUCAAAUCCAUGUUCUUAGCACAACCUCGGAAAUGCUACUCGAAUCAACUGCUGCUGAAUUGGUUCAAGCUACUGCCACGAACACAGAUAUGCUGCAUGAUUCUACUGGUUCGGAUCUGUCUGAAAUUCCCGGAACCAAUUUCGAAAUGCUUCAUGAUUCUACCGUGGUGGAGUUGCCCCAAGUCACUGGUACGAAUUCCGAAAUGCUUCAUGAUUCUACUGUCGUCGAGUUACCGCAAGCUGCUGCUUCCAACACUGAGAUGAUACACGAUUCCUCUGUUGUUGAGUUGGGUUCUGCAGUUGUACUGCCCCCAGCUGGUUCGAACACUGAAAUGCUCCAUGAUUCCACCGUCGUAGAGUUGCCUUCUGUUCCCGAGGUAACUAUACACAACAUAGUUGCGAACCUAUCAAUUCCUGCAGAGCCUUUGAAAAAACAGGCGGAUUCUGCUGGUGUUGACUCGUCUAAAGCCUCACAGGGAAGCGUUGACAUGAAAGAGAUUAUCCCAGAGGACUCUGUCAAGAGUAUCGUGACGAAGGAAGAUACAGAGCGUCGACCCGAGGAUGUUAGUAUGGGUAUCGCCAGUUAGGGUUUACUCUGGCUAUUAUAUAAAUUACGAGUUUCUGUAAUUUGCCAAUUGCUUCAGUUUAUCUUAAGUUAGAAAUAGCAGAGCUGGUUCUUCUCACUGUGCUUGUAUCAACAAUGUGAUUUCGCUCUGCCACAGAUGGCAGGGAUCUAUUCCAUGUAAUUAACAGGAUACGUAAUUACUUGAAAUUUUCACAAACU
Molecule: messenger RNA, 1956 nt
Organism: Marchantia polymorpha subsp. ruderalis
Lineage: Eukaryota; Viridiplantae; Streptophyta; Marchantiopsida; Marchantiales; Marchantiaceae
Source: the annotation of a GenBank genome assembly